Molecule: messenger RNA, 4768 nt
Organism: Eleginops maclovinus (Patagonian blennie)
Lineage: Eukaryota; Metazoa; Chordata; Actinopteri; Perciformes; Eleginopidae
Gene: il4r.1
Product: interleukin 4 receptor, tandem duplicate 1
Exons: 10
Coding region: 226-2103 (625 amino acids)
Biological process (GO): cytokine-mediated signaling pathway
Cellular component (GO): external side of plasma membrane
Molecular function (GO): protein binding; cytokine receptor activity
Source: RefSeq, a predicted model, not a curated record
ACUGAAGAGAGACUUGCUCACAGAGAACUCUUCGAGGAAGUGGGAGUGGGGAUGCAUUUCCACUGAGUUCGUGGUGCAACAUUUCCCGUAACAGUUUUCCAUAUCAGGAAGCCUGUGAGGCUACGGCAUUACACUGCAAACACGCAGCACGUUCCCACGAAAUGGGUCGUUGCUGUUAAAUUGGUUUAGUAUUUGUCAAAUCGAAGUGGAAUACAUCGUUUCUAAAUGGAGCCAAACAGGCGAGUUCGCGACAGGAUGUAUUUCGUCCUGCUUAUUUUAGGGAAUAUUGCAACAGCUCUCUCUGGACUGACGUUUGACUGUUUCAACGACUACGAUAUAUUGAUGCGUUGCCAAUUUGAAGCGCAAAACUGCACUGGAUACCAUAUGAUUCUAAAAAACAACUACUCGAGCAAGCAGGAGCAGUGCAUUUUCGAUCAGUGUGAUGCUGGACAGUGUUGUUGCUCUAUUCACAACAUGAUGUUUGUAUACGGGGAGCAUCAUAUAACGACAGUUUUCAAAGGAAACAAAACCAUGGGGUCUAAAAUCAUUGACAUCAAAAACACCGUUAAACCCAAAGCCCCAAUAAUCGUCUCUGUCGAAGAAUCCAAUGGGAAUGUUCAAGUCAAGUGGAAGACAAACUAUAAUGACCACUUCGGGGAUACUUUGUAUUCUACAGUCACUUACCAUAUAAAAGGAGACACAGCAAAUAAAUCCAUCUCUAUCAAACCAAGUACACUUGGUGGACUGUAUUACUAUGAAAUAACUGGUAAAGACUUGGCGCCAAGUACAACAUAUUGGGUCAGCGUGAAAAGCUUCACAACCUGGAGUAAAAAGUUCAGCGACAGCAGUCAAGAGUUUGAAUUCACAACCCCUAUGUCCUCGAAUUCCCUAGCCGUGACUAUCGUCAUCAGCCUCUGUAUUGCUGCUAUCAUCAUCAGCGCUGCUUUGUAUGGCUGUUGUAUAAAGCUCAAAACUAAGUGGUUGGAAACAGCCGCCAAAUGUCCAAAUCCCAAACUACUGCCGAUGCGUUCAAGUGAGCAAGAGGUCUUGAAGCCUGCCCCGCUAGUCAUCUCUUCUGUCUGGGUAGACUCCGUCGAUACAGAGGACAGCAAAUGGUUGGAGUGGUCACUGAAAGACCCAAGCUGUGGGAGCCCUCUGCAAAGCAGCGGAAUCAAUACUGGCUCUUCUUGUCUUAGUUAUGCUAAUACAGAACCCGCUGACAUUAUAGCCAGAGUUCAGGAUGCUCUUGGUUUAGCCUUCCCUGAAAUACGCCCUAUGUCGCCUUUGAUUACCAAUGCGCUCACAGAAACAAACAAAGACAGUGGUUUGCCCUCCACUCCCUACAAACCCUGUAAUGUCAGAGCUGAAGAUACAAGUGUUGGAUCAUAUAGCUUUGACAAUGAAACCUAUUCCUGCCUACUUCCCAACUUUGCACAUCAGAUUGAGAUGGACUGCUCUGAUGUCAAGGCUGAAAUUCCUUGUGACUCUGAAUACCUUCAUAAUACGAGCACCAUGGUACCCUGUGUUGACAAACAGGCACUGGCUUGUCCACUUUUUCAUUUACCACCACAGGAUCCAUCUCUUAUGCCAAUUGACAUGUCAUACCAGCAGAACAAUGCAGAUUCCUGGGGUGUUUCGCAUGCGGAAGACUCCAGUUUGUCCUCAGUGUCUAGUGGAACCAACACAAUAGCGUCAUGGGAUCAUGUGUCCGGAUUUAAGUCUGACAGUGAGGGCUUUGAUGAAGCCAUCCAUGAUGCAACAAAAGGGCCGAUUAUAUGUGAUGAAAACCCCUCCUACGGCGCUGUACCUGCAGGCUUGCAGAGCCUACCACCAGUAUACGACGACUACCAGCCAUUUCAGAGUCUGGUGGAGCAGCCUUGUUAUUCGUUUACAGAGGAGAAAAGAGGCGAGGAAGAGGACCAUUUAAACAAAUAUCCAGAGGAGACAUUCCCCAAGAUGCCUCAGAGCUUCUUAGGACCUGUUGCUUCAGGAGUUAUUAACAAUGUCCAGUGUCCCCCCAACCUCCAAAGACAGUUACUCGCCGUGAUCCCUGCUGACCAGUCAAUGCCAAUCAUCACAGACAGCGACUAUCACAGUGUUUAGCACUUUGUUUUUAUGCAUUCAUUUUUUGUGUUACAUUUCUCCUUGUUUAAAUGAUAUUGAGACAUUGUUGAGAAAGCACAAAAAAGAGGGAGGAUGUUACAGACUUUCAUCAGGGUAUUAGACCUUAAGAUUACUAAAGUUUAAGUUUUUACUAUUACUAUUUUUUUGUGAACCAUUUUUUAUUGUUAUUUUUGAUUAAUUCAUGUUAACAGAAAAGAGCAUGUAUACAGAUACAGAUAUCGUUUUAAAUUAAACUUAUAUAAAUUCAUGGUAUAUUGUGCAUGUACAUACACCCGGUAAUUAGCAAAUAUUAUACAUAUAUACAUUAACUUAGAUUGGCAUUACAUGCACAAGCAGAUACAGACGUACACCUGCACAUACGUAUACAAAACUUAAUCCUAUAUACUUAUAAACAUGCAUGCACACAUACUUACAUACGAAUGUACGCAUGCACAAAAGCAUACACGCAAUAUAAGUAUAUUCAGUACCCUUAUUUCCCUCCCUGGUGAGUGAUCUAUUACUAUUUUAAAGGCUGUUAAGGAUACAAUUUUUUGGGACAAGCUGCAUUCUAGAAAAAGAAAAAAAAACGUUGCACCUUCAGAGCAUUUGAUAUGAUUAAUUUUGUCAUGGGGUAGCCUAUGGUCGAAUAGUCAGUUUAUCUUAGGAAGGUUCCUAACGGAGCGAAAUGACCCGGAAGUACCCAUGAUAAGAGCUGUUGGAAUUCUCUAGAUGAUAGGAAAGGAGCUCUGAAACUUCCUUUAUAACCUCCUUUAGCUUAGGAAACACUGGACCUUCCGUUAUGAAAGGAAAGGAGAAAAUGCAACUCUAUCAAAAAGAGAAAUAUGAAUGUUACUUUUUUACUGAAAUGUGGGAUAGUGUAAGUGCAGUCGGAUUCUCAAAGCACUGCAGUGUCUUUUCCUAAGUCCUUUUGAAUUCUCCUAUCCACUAUUCCUUAACCCCGUGACAUUUCACGCAAAGGUCAAGGUAUAGUAGAUGAGAAUAGACGAUAAGAGCUGAUUUUUGGCUAUUCGACCGUACCCAUGGCCUCUACCUCUGCCCAGCCUGCACCCUCUCCCUCUCCCCCUCGUGAAAACAGGUGUGAAGGAGUCAGGCAGCCAGCUGCAAGCAGUCCAAUCUCCUCUGCCAUAAAGCUCCGGCUUUCACUCCGCCACAGUGCCAGAUCUUAGACUCUGUUCACACAGUUAGUCAUUUCUCUAGCUCCUUCUAUAUUUAAUGGUGUCCAUACCUCCUCAUUCAACAGUGUAAAGUGUUUAAAUACUUUCAAUGUAUUCCACAUAUGUAUCCUUAAAUCUUUAUUGUUGUUAUUGUAAAUAUUCUUCUCUCUUUUUGCACUAUUUUAUUUAUCUUAUUUGCACCAUGUAUGUUGAGUUGUUGGAGGAGCAUGGGACAUAAGAUUUUCAUUGCCAACAUAUACGUUGUAUAUGCUGUGCAUAUGACAAAUAAAACCUUGAAACCUUGAAACCUCAUAGUCAACAUUCAAGCUGUUGUUUUCUGGAUAUUUGGGACAGAAAGGAUUAUCAUUACAACCUGUUGCAUACAGUACAUUGGUAGGUAACACAUGAUAUAUAAUUUAUGAGGUCAGAAUACAGACAGGAAAAUCUUUUGAUCCUUCAGUGUAUUUAUGAUGGACAUUUUAUAGCCAGAACUUGGGUUGCCUGUCAAAAUGUUGGCAGUGAUACAGAAUAAUGCAGUCACACUUCCCUUUCUGACUUUGUUUAUUUUUUUGUUGCACAGUUUGCUUCAGACUUGACCAGAGCUGUCAUCAUAAGAAUAUAGUAUAUACGCAAUUGUGCUAAAACCAAGCCUUUUAAGGACAAUUAAGUUUCAAGGUUUCAAGGUUUUAUUUGUCAUAUGCACAGCAGAUACAGCGUAUAUGUUGGCAAUGAAAAUCUUAUGUCGCGUGCUCCUCCAACAACUCAACAUACAUGGUGCAAAUAAGAUAAAUAAAAUAGUGCAAAUAGAGAGAAGAAUAUUUACAAUAUCAACAAUACAGAUUUGAGGAUGUGAAAUAUAUACAUAUGUGGAAUACAUUGAGAGUAUUUAAAUACUUUACACUGUUGAAUGAGGAGGUAUGGACAGAUGCAUAUAUUAUAUAUAACAGAUGUAUAUGGCAGAUAUGUACAAUAUAUAGAUAUGUGUACUAUAAACAGAUAUGUAUGGCAGAUGUGUAUAAUAUAUAGAUAUGUGUACUAUAAACAGAUAUGUAUGGCAGAUGUGUAUAAUAUAUAUAUAUAUAUAUAUGUAUGUGUGUACUAUAAACAGAUGUGAGUAGACAUUCACCCUGUGUUUGAAACAAGUGAUCCAUCAUAAUGACCAGGUGUCAUUCAGGGUUGUGAAAUCACUUCCUCAUUGCUCUUCUUUGGAACUGCUGAGCCACCUCCACAGAAACACACCCCGUCACAGCAAAUAUGCAAACUUACAUGAACUCUUUUUACUGUAAGUACAGAUCAUUAUGCAUUGAAAUGGUGGAAUAAGUGAAACAAAGAUGUUCAAAUGAGCUGGAGUUGUACUUUAAAGGAACAUUGCUUUUAAUUUAAAACAUGCAAUUUUCUCCUUAUGUCAGUUGUGUUGUUGUGACAGAGGACAUCGUAUGUAUAUCUGCAAAUGAUAAAUGAUAAUAAAAACCAAGUGCUUAGCUACUCUU